Colletotrichum chrysophilum is the source of this 909-nucleotide messenger RNA. RefSeq lists its product as uncharacterized. Lineage: Eukaryota; Fungi; Ascomycota; Sordariomycetes; Glomerellales; Glomerellaceae. The record is from RefSeq and is a predicted model, not a curated record. Gene Ontology annotation, molecular function: hydrolase activity. The coding region runs from base 1 to 909 and encodes 302 amino acids. The transcript has 2 exons.
AUGGACUCCCUCUCUCAUCUGAUUCUCAAACAGCCGCCUCCCCUCGACCCGGAAUGGCUCCAGCACGAAGAAGCAGCCAACCUCAGAGCGCCCAAGCAAACCUACGCCUCCCCUCUCGACCGCCAGCCCAUCUAUGCAGAAGAACGCCGCCGCACCACCGCAGACAUGCUCGCCCCCUCGGGACCGCUUCACCACCUCGCCCGCAUCUCCAAGACCCACCACCUCACGGUCCAAUCCACGCUAGACGCCUUCCCGAUCCCCAUCCUCCGCUUCUCGGACCCGCGGAAUGAGACCUCGGACGUGGCGGUGGUCUAUUUCCACGGCGGCGGGCUCUGCGUCGGCGAGGCGGACAGCGAGGAGCUUUCAUGCCGCUGGAUUGUCAACGGUCUGCCCGCGGCGGAGGUGUAUUCUGUCGGGUACCGCCUCAUGCCCGGCGUCCCUGCCGCGACCUGCGUGCGCGACGCGGUGGAUGCGUUCAUGUACGUUAGAGGCCUGGUCCCCGAGGCGAGGGUCGUUGUGGUCGGGAGCAGCAGCGGCGGGCAGCUUGCCGCGGCGGUCUCGCAGUUUAUGCCGCGGGGGAGUCUGCACGGCGUGGUGCUGCGGUGCCCUGUCACCUCGGACGGGGGCACGUCGGACGAGUUUGUGCCGGAGGGGUUGAGGGGUGCGUAUACCACGGCCACGCCCGCGUUCGAGACGACGUUGUUGCCGGUGUUCAAGAGGGCUGUGCCGCGGGACGGGCUGAAGAGGUUGCCGUUGGAGGUUGGGGUGGAGGAGGCGGGGGUCGAGGUUGAGGUUGAGGUGGUGGAGGGGUGGCCGCAUACGUUUUGGGUGAAGGCGCCUGGGCUGGAGGGGGCGAGGAGGGCGGAGGAGGGAAUGGUCAAGGGUUUGAAAUGGGUUUUGGGGGAGUGA